Hevea brasiliensis (rubber tree) is the source of this 1352-nucleotide messenger RNA. RefSeq names its product VQ motif-containing protein 22. NCBI's taxonomy places the organism in Eukaryota, Viridiplantae, Streptophyta, Magnoliopsida, Malpighiales, Euphorbiaceae. The transcript has a single exon. The record is from RefSeq and is a predicted model, not a curated record. The coding region runs from base 339 to 1028 and encodes 229 amino acids.
AAACAAAUAAAAUGCGGACUGCCCCAGUCGCCUAAUGUCACCUACCAGCCUACCGCCACAAAAGUCUUAUGCGGACGUGGCCACUUUGACGAUGACGUCAUCAUGAUAACCCCUCUUACGGCCUUUCCUUUGUUGCUUCCAGGAACCGUGCAACAGCAAGAAGCAAAGCAACCCAUCCACAAUUGAAGACCUUCCAGAACACAUUCUCACGUGCCACUUCUUAAUAGAUUCAUCUCAAUCAACGGCCAAGAUUUAUCCUCUCAUCUUCUCUUUGACCACGUCCAAACCUCCAUAAAUACCACUACCCUUUGCUCGCUUUCCUCCCUUCUAACCCAACCAUGUCUGCACCUAGUGAUUGGGGCCAAUUCUACCAGCAACAAAAUCUUUCAGUUAACAUGUUCGGCGGCGACGGUGGUGUCUCUGAAGCCACCGUCGUCACCACCUCUGUCACCUCAGCGACGGCUGCCAUCCGUACUUCAUUGGGUAGUUCUGGCAAUUCUACCUCAUCAAGUGCUGGUGGCCGUUUAAGCCCUGAAGGGCGUGUCUCGAAGCCUGUCAGGAGAAGGUCUAGAGCUUCCCGGAGAACUCCCACAACGUUACUAAAUACAGAUACUACGAAUUUUCGGGCUAUGGUUCAGCAGUUUACUGGUGGUCCUAGUGCUCCUUUUGCUUCAGGAUCACAGCUUAGUGCACCAAGUUUCGGUUUUUCGCUGAACCCACGCCAAGCCCAUGUUAACCCUAGUGCAGUUAUGGUCCCAGCUGCAACUGGUUACCAUCCUCAAUAUCAGCAGCAAAACCAACCAUCGUACAUGUUUUCAUUGGGAAAUAACAGUUCUAAUACUGCGCCAGCUCAUGGUGAUUUGUUUUUUCAAAGGCUUGGAAACCCUAGGCCUACAGGCAUGGAUGUAUCAGAUGGGUUGGUGAUGGAAGGUCUUUCCUCCCAGGUGGUGGUGCCGCCGCCUCCUCCUCCCGGUAGGCAGCCAUCUUCCUCCUCCAAUGAGAACAGAAGCAAUACUUUCUUAUUUUGAGUGCGACACAAAGAACAAAGUUAGGCACUGACUUGUCCAAACUUAGAACCAUUGACCAAUGUAAAUAUCGUACUGCUUACAACUUCUUGAUAGCAAUUUAUUUUCUUUUUCUUUUUUUUUCUUUUUUAAAUAUAGGUCCUCUAAUGUGGCUAAUAGUAGACUGCCACGUGUUCUUUCCCUAUUUUAUCCUUUUGGUAGAAAUAUUUUUAUUGUUUCUUUAAUUAAUCAGGGUUUGUUUUGAAAACCAUGGGCCAAGAUGGGAAUCCCCUGAGCCCUCCAUAUAUAAAUAUAAUAAUAAGUAACGAAGCUUAGGUUCCAGGGAAA